GGUGUGAUUAUUUAGUUUGCAGCUAAAUAUUACUAAAUAAACGAUACUGAUGUUUUUGACGUUUCUCCGUCAGUCUAAAGUUAAGUGUGGUGUGAAAGAUACUUAAGCAAGCGAGAUUUUCAUAACUUUCGCUUUAUUUUUAUCACUCGCAGCAGUCGCAGAAAGCCGGCUGUGAUUGAAAAACAGCCAGCCAGAGCAGAGAGCCAGACUGUUCACUCACAUUUGUUAUUUUUGUCCUGUUUUUGUCUCUAGUGUUGAUCGUUUAAUAAAAUGCCUUUGAUUGUUCAUGGAGCUGAUGUGAGCCCACCAUGUAGGGCCGUUUACAUAGUGGCCCAAGCUAUAGGAAUAAGUUUAGAGAGGAAAGACAUCUCUUUGGCCAAUCAGGAUCACUUAAGGCCAGAAUAUUUGAAGAUUAAUCCUUUACAUACUAUACCCACGUUGGAUGAUAAUGGAGUAAUUAUACCUGACAGCCAUGCCAUUAUAACUUAUUUGAUCGGAAAAUAUGGAAAAGAUGAUGCCUUGUAUCCCAAAGAUUUGGUUAAAAGGGCGGCUGUGGAUUCCAAGCUGUAUUUUGAUGCUACAUGUGCAUUUAAUAUUCUAAAAAUAUGUUUUAGAGCAUACUUAUACCACGGGCAAAAGGGACCCCUAACGGAGCUUCAACGUCAGCAAAUCUUGGACGUAUACGAUUAUUUGAACACAGUGUUGGAAAAACAGAAAUGGGUGACAGGGGAUGCGGUGACUUUGGCUGAUAUUUCCUUAUUGCCCACUGUGACUUCGCUUGAUUUAAUGUUACCAAUCGACGACAAUAAAAAUCCUCAUGUCAGAAGAUGGAUAAAAGAUGCCGAAUCUUUACCGUAUUUUUCUAUUAAUAAGCGUGGUCUGGAUGAGUUCAAAGAUUCCUGGAAAUGGGUAACAUCCCUGUAAAAGAUAAUGUAAUCGAUCUAAUAAAGUUUUAUUGAUAAUAGAGAUACA
Molecule: messenger RNA, 972 nt
Organism: Sitophilus oryzae (rice weevil)
Lineage: Eukaryota; Metazoa; Arthropoda; Insecta; Coleoptera; Curculionidae
Product: glutathione S-transferase 1-like
Exons: 3
Coding region: 271-924 (217 amino acids)
Biological process (GO): glutathione metabolic process
Molecular function (GO): glutathione transferase activity
Source: RefSeq, a predicted model, not a curated record